This is a messenger RNA of Bombus pyrosoma, 482 nucleotides long. Its product is annotated as serine protease inhibitor 3-like. The transcript is spliced from 2 exons. The coding region runs from base 72 to 320 and encodes 82 amino acids. The record is from RefSeq and is a predicted model, not a curated record. NCBI's taxonomy places the organism in Eukaryota, Metazoa, Arthropoda, Insecta, Hymenoptera, Apidae. Gene Ontology annotation, molecular function: peptidase inhibitor activity.
UUAUAAACGUAUAUAAAGUGUGGCAUCAAUCGAAUAGUUCGCAGAAAGACGUACAGUAACGCGAGAGAAACAUGUCUCUAAAAUUCUUCACUUUUCUAUUCCUCUUACUCAUUGUCGAGUCGUUCGGUGCUUCUGUUUAUGAAACAAAACGAAAUUGUAUACCGGGUAAAAGUUACUUUGAUGGAUGCAAUACUUGUCUUUGUGAAGGAAGUGGAGGUAUAAUCUGUACCUUGAAAUACUGUGAAAUAAUCGAUCCCAAAACUGGUACUACGAAAAUGGCAGAACACAUACCCCCUCCGGACGAUUUUUGGAGUAACUAGCGUUAUUAAUCAUUUAUAAGUACAUUAGCACUUGAUCAGUCGUUCAAGUUGUCGUGGGCAGAAUAAAUUAGAAUGUCAUAAGCUUUUCAACGAACUAUUGUAUAUCUGAUCAGUAACAAACAAGAUAUUUAAAAAGAAUAAAUUAUCAUCUCAAAAACUGAA